AGUUUAUUACUCGAUGUCGCUUUCCAUAAGGACGUGUCGGACAUAUAAGAACAAAUAUAAUCGAAUCAGCGAGGAUUGGAAACGGUCAGAAAUGAACAGGUGGAUUAAAUGGAAAUCUGUGGAAACGGCCAGAGAUUAAGACGAUGAAUGUAAACACAUGAGGGAAAUCUACAUUACCCGUGUCUGUUAAAAUUAAGAAAUCAAAUUGAAAUUGAUUAUAGAAUAGACUAGGCAAUACGUUUAGUAGAUGGGAAGGAGUUUCUAACAAGAUAGAAGAUAUCUAAAUACAACAGAGACGUGUAGGUAUAAGUGAACCGGAUGACCGAUCUUUGACAAAACAAACCAGCUCUGACUAAAACUCCAUCCCCGGUAACAGGCACUGUUGGCGCGGGUGUGACAGAUUGUGGAGGCGUCCUGUUUACUACAAAUUAUACCGACUGUGUUAAUGAGGAUCAGUUUAAGAAAUAGCCAUCGGUCAGCAGACGUCUCCCGGGCCGUAAGCGGUUAACAGUGUUUGUGGUGAACAGAUUUACUACUGUGGCUAGCCGCUCUCUUUUAAUACCGUCCACGUUACAUAUCAGACCAUGCAGUUUACACAUAGCCAUGUGAUAACAGUGAUUUUAAUUGUCAUUAUUAUGGAAGUAAUACUCGUUGAAGGAAACUUCCAAUGUUUCCGGAAACAUCGAAAAGGAAGAAGAAAGGAGUAUUGUAAAGGACCAAUGAAGAAUAAGCGGAAGUACGGGUCACCAGAAAAAUGCUGCGCAAAAAGGGGACAGGGGUUCGUCACAAGAUUAAAAAGGAUAGGAAAGAAUAAGUACAAGUGUACUCCAUGUAGCCUUCUUCUGACCACCACCACCACACCCGUCACUACACCGAUGCCAGACUGGGGUGAGUGGGGCGAGUGCAGCACCUCAUGUGGAGCCGGAUGGAGGUCGAGGUAUCGGAUGUGUUCCGAUUGUGACAAGAACCACUUCAACAACGUACACUCUGAGCCGUGCAUGUUAAAUUUCUACUGUCCAGUGGACGGUAACUGGGGUCCUUGGUUUGGCUGGACCUCGUGUUCCGAAUCCUGUGGGGGAGGGAUUAGGACAAGGGAAAGGACAUGUAAUUAUCCCCCUCCCACCCACGGGGGCCGGGACUGUCCCGGGGGCACAGGCGAGGAACAAGAAUGUAACGAGGAUCCGUGUCCAAUUGACGGUAGCUGGGGGGCGUGGUCCCAUUACAGCCUGUGCAGUGUGACGUGUGGGACGGGCACGAUGACUAGAGCACGAGAGUGUGACAACCCGACCCCCCUGCACGGGGGGAAGUCCUGUCCCGGAUCGAGCAGAGACUCUAGGAGAUGUACCAACCGACAAUGUCCACAACACGGAGGUUGGUCACUAUGGGGAUCGUGGAACAACUGUCCAGUCAUGUGUGGGAUUGGUCAGAGGACCAGAACACGGGAGUGUAAUAGUCCACGCCCCUUGUUCGGCGGACGCAUGUGUCAGGGGCAGUCGGAGGAGGCGCUGCGCUGUGACGCUGGUCGACCGUGUCCAAGAAAUGGAGGCUGGUCAUCGUGGACUGACUUCGGUCGGUGUCGUGCAGCAAGAUGUCAGGAAGGUAUACAACUUCGGUCCAGGAGUUGUACAAGUCCCCGCCCCAAAUUCGGUGGGAGGCCCUGUGUGGGCCGACACAAGGAAGAGCAGAGGUGUGUCAACACUAUCAACUGCCCUAUUCAAGGUAAUUGGUGUAAUUGGCUCAGCUGGUCCGCGUGCACUGCUACAUGUACAGGUUUGAGUUCCAUGCAGGUGCGGCAGCGGAAAUGCGAAUGUCCCGUGCCCAACACGGGAGGGCAGGGCUGCUCAGGGGAGAGUUUUGAGGUUCGGGAAUGUGUCAACGUUCCACCAUGUAGGGGAUUGUCAGAGUUUUUUCCAGGAGGUGAUGGUGGCCGGACAGGGAGUAGCGGAGCGGACCUUUUCGGCUCGGGCGAUGGAAGUAAACCAAACGGUGACCAGGAAGAAGAUCCGAAGACUGUGACGACGGACCUGUAAGUCCCUUUUAAUGGACAUUCGGAUUAAUAGACCAUUUCUACCUGAAUGGUUCUUUAGAACAUACCAUUUCCAAGAAGAGGCAGUAAUAUACAUAUAAAUCACAGUGUGUCGUGACAUGCUCCAGAGCAGAAGCAUAUGGAAUGCUGAUAUAAAAGAUUCAAUGGGAAGAAUAAGGGCGGUGGUCUUCAUAUCCAUGGCGCAAACUUGUUUUCUACCGCCAGGGAACUACUAGUGCAAUCGUACAAGAGCAUUCCAGUGCAAACAUUUCAAAAUACCACAACCUGCACGAACCAGGGGAACCGGUGGUCGGUAAUAGGACAUUCCUGGUCUGUAGAUAGUAGUAUUGUAUGUUUUAAAUACUAUCUGUAUAAAUGUUUCAUACCCCGAUAAUGUGUUUGAAACCGGAACAUUACCAUGGACAAGUUAUAUUGUUGUGAUAUGUAAUUUCAUUUUGUAAUAUAUAUAAUAAUUAACAUUUAGUUCAAAUGCCUUGUUUUAAUUUUUUGUCUUACUUGAAGUUAUCAGUUAGUGUUAUUUGUGUAAUGUUCGUUAUCCAGUUGACAAAGCUUCUUGGCAGUCUCGCUCCAAAAUAUAUAUUGAAGGGAGACAACUCUAGCAAAACCAAAAGCUUUCUGUUAUGAACGCUCUGUGUAAAAUCCUCAUAGAAUAUGAAUAAUCAUUACAUGGUCUUCUGGAGAUUUUUCAUAAAGUUUCAGUCCUAGUGUUAAUCAUCUUUGGGAAACACAAGCAUGUCAAUAAAAAGUCAUAUUGAUCCCCUUAAAUCCAGCUUUGGAUUUGGCUGCUGUACCAGUGCUGUAGACAAAAAUGCCUAGGCUAUUAUCGAUUUAAAAAUAACUUUGUUACUUAAACAACAUAUAUAACCUAUGUGUGUAAUGGUUAUUAUUGCCAAUGUAUUGUGAGAGAUACCAGUACUUGACGGAAGAUUUGAAAAAAAUAAAGUAUGCUAAAAGUCGA
This is a messenger RNA of Pecten maximus, 3005 nucleotides long. Its product is annotated as coadhesin-like. The transcript has 12 exons. The record is from RefSeq and is a predicted model, not a curated record. Bases 585 to 2030 code for a protein of 481 amino acids. Lineage: Eukaryota; Metazoa; Mollusca; Bivalvia; Pectinida; Pectinidae.